UGCACACCGCCCCUGCAGCAUCCGUUACCAGCUGUCCGCGCCCUCAGCGCCGCCACCGCCAACGCCAUGUUUGCUGUACACAAGCUUCCGAUCUCAAAACUUCUGCUUCCGCUACCAGGAGAAUUACUUCCGGGUCCUGCGCCGCACUGGAACGGGUAGCGCCAAGAGUUGCAGGUAAUUACCUUGACAGCACAUAGCGAUGGCUCUAGGGAAAACAUCACUCUUAGUGGAUUCCAGUGAGAGUGAUUCUGAGGAGUUGCCAGUAUUUGCCUUUCUGAAAACGAAACCAUCUUCCUCAAAGAGAUGGCAGCCUCAGAGGGAGGGGAAGAUUGUAGUGAUUAAUGCCUCAGAUUCUAAGGCCUCCUGCCCUCCAUCACCAGGGAUGAAAGAUCUACCACCUGUCUCGGACACAUGGGAAACUGUCACACAAACAGAGCCAGUCAGGGUGCUAAGCAGUGGAAGUGAGGGUGAGGAGGAAUUUAUUCCCCUGGCUGAGAGGCUCAAGUGUAAAUUUUUGACCCGCAAGCAGCAGCCAAGCCCUGAGGACUCUAGUUCCCCAGUUAAAAGUGUCUUAGAUCACCACAAUAAUGAAGGAGCAUUAUGUGACUGGAAAAAACAGCCCUUUCCAGAGAUCCCUGGUGUUCCCCUCCAUGAUACCUCAGAGAGGAGCGCUUCAAAUAACAAGGAUCCUAUCUUAGACAACCCAUCCCGUCAGCUUCCAGCCUACCAAUCUACCUGCCCUGUCCAGGACAACAGCUCGACAGUAACAACAUAUUCUGAGGUCCCCAUGCCUCAGAAAAGAACCAGGCACAGUCAGAAGGCCCGGGCAAAAGACGGGCAUCAGGGACAAGUGAACCAGAAGGAAAGCACCCUGAGGCAACAGGAGAGGAAGAAGAAGGCCUUGCAGGCAAACAGGCUGAAAGCCCAGAGGCCAGAGGAAUGCUUAAAGCACAUCGUUGCUGUCCUGGAUCCAGGUCCUCCUCGCCUCUUACCUCACCCUGUGCUGAGUUUCUGCUUUCCGGGCCAUCCACUGACAGCCCCUGUCCCAUCUGUUGCAGUGCUCUUACAGAUGGAAGGCGGGGGCCAGCUCCUCGGGGCACUGCAGUCCAUGGAGUGCAGCUGCGUGAUUGAGGCCCAGGCUGUGCCUUGCAGCAUCACCUGGAGAAGGGCUAGGCUGUCUGAGGAUGGAGGGGAGGACUGGGCAGAGGAACCAAUGGUCUUGGUGCUGCUCCUGGCAGAAGCGGUUGUGUCCAUGAUCAACAACUUAAAGCAGGGAGGUCUGGACAGCACCAAGAAGGGGAAGGAGGCACUUCGGAACUUUGUAACAGACAUCGCUGCAAAGACCACAGGGAAAGCCCUGUCCCUGGUGAUUGUGGAUCAAAAGAAGUGCUUCAGUGCUCAGAAUCCUCCACGGAGAAGGAAACAGGGAGGGACAAAUAGAGAACAGGCCAAGGUGAAGAAGAAACAGAGACAGCCAGAGGCUAACACAGGGCCCAUGCCUCUGGUGACCAGGGUAGACUUGGAAGAGGCAUUGGUGGAGCUGCAGUUAUACACAGAAGCCCAGGUUGGAAUUCUGCAGAGCUGGAAAGAGCUGGCCGACUUUGCGUGCGCAUUCACAAAGGCUGUGGCCGAGGCACCCUUCAAGAAGCUCCGAGAUCAAACUGGUUUUUCCUUCUGCCUGGAGAGUGACUGGGCUGGAGGGGUGAAGGUCGACUGCUCUGGCAGGGGCCUCGCCCUGGUCUGGAGGAGACAGAUUCAGCAGCUGAACCGAGUCGGCCUGGAAAUGGCCAGUGCUAUUGUGAAUGCCUAUCCAUCCCCCCAGCUCCUGGCUCAGGCUUACCGGCGGUGUCUUUCGGAGCAAGAACGCCAGAAUUUGCUUGCAGAUAUACAGGUUCGCCGCGGGGUAGGUGUGACAUCCACCUCCCGCCGUGUUGGACCAGAGGUCUCCAGGCGUAUCUACCUCCAGAUGACAACUUUGCAGCCAAAUCUCCUUUUAGACAGUGCAGACUGAUUGCUGCCCUCAGGGACAAGGACGAAAAGCUGGAGAUUUCCACCUCACCCACCCAGAACUACAUGACUGAAUGCAGGCCAGAAGCACCUCCAGGAGCACAAGCCUAGAUCAGGCCCACAGCAGUCCUUCCUGGGAGUAACCAUCCAUGAAAGUCCGUCAGCUUGGGACCAACUGGAUGUUUGCAUUUACCCCUGCUAGCAUUUAAUGUUCCUCUCCUAGCAAAAAUCAACAGCCAUGAGGAAGCACCCCUAUCCAUGCCCCAGCCAGCCGUGAGAACACAGAGGAACAAAGACAGAGCGCUCAGACACAUUUAAUAGUUGUAGAAAUCAAAAAGAACCUCAGCAUCAAAUCUAGAAGUUGUGAACUGACGUCUGUGGGUUGGCUUGACUAGGCUGGGUGUACCACAGCCCUCCUCUCACCCACUGAGCUGCCUCAACCAGCAAAGGAGCAGGAUUGUAACUAUGCCGACUUCUGUAUUAUCUUAGUCCUAUGUGGUUUAGUUUCAAUAAAGCAUUUGUACCAAUGGCUCUGGA
Messenger RNA from Loxodonta africana (African savanna elephant), 2544 nucleotides. It is a transcript of the gene EME1, whose product is annotated as essential meiotic structure-specific endonuclease 1. Gene Ontology annotation, cellular component: Holliday junction resolvase complex; nucleus. Lineage: Eukaryota; Metazoa; Chordata; Mammalia; Proboscidea; Elephantidae. The transcript is spliced from 8 exons. The record is from RefSeq and is a predicted model, not a curated record. Gene Ontology annotation, biological process: mitotic intra-S DNA damage checkpoint signaling; double-strand break repair; resolution of meiotic recombination intermediates. Bases 200 to 2011 code for a protein of 603 amino acids. Gene Ontology annotation, molecular function: DNA binding; crossover junction DNA endonuclease activity.